This is a messenger RNA of Nematostella vectensis (starlet sea anemone), 3367 nucleotides long. RefSeq names its product serine/threonine-protein phosphatase 2B catalytic subunit beta isoform. Gene Ontology annotation, biological process: calcineurin-mediated signaling. The transcript is spliced from 11 exons. Gene Ontology annotation, molecular function: calmodulin-dependent protein phosphatase activity; calmodulin binding. Bases 145 to 1590 code for a protein of 481 amino acids. NCBI's taxonomy places the organism in Eukaryota, Metazoa, Cnidaria, Anthozoa, Actiniaria, Edwardsiidae. Gene Ontology annotation, cellular component: calcineurin complex; cytoplasm. The record is from RefSeq and is a predicted model, not a curated record.
UGGUUGUUGUUUAUGUUGUUGGGAGCAGAGGAAGAAACGGCGAAGAGACGAAGGUUAUAACAGGGAAAUCCGUUUCCAUCGAGGUCGAUUGAAGAUCGACGGCCUAGCUGUUGUUCGUAUCGUUUUUUACCUAGCACAACAGCAAUGGCGGCACAAGAUGGCAAGCCUUUACCGACUUCGGACAGAAUUCUCAAACAUGUUCCAAUGCCACCCGUUAACCGACUUACUAUGGCCGAUGUGUAUGAUUCAAAUGGAAAACCGAGGGCAGAUGUACUCAAGGCGCAUUUUAUUCUGGAAGGCCGCGUCGAAGACGAAGUUGCGCUAAAAAUUAUCAACGAUGGAACAGCUAUUUUACGGAAAGAAAAGACAAUGUUGGAAGUGGAUGCUCCUAUUACAGUUUGUGGAGAUAUCCAUGGGCAGUUUUAUGAUCUAGUCAAACUGUUUGAAGUUGGAGGCUCUCCAGCAACGACGAGAUAUCUUUUUCUCGGAGACUACGUAGAUCGGGGAUAUUUUUCAAUCGAGUGUGUGUUGUAUUUGUGGACUCUAAAGUGUUUAUAUACGAACACACUAUUUCUCCUUCGAGGAAACCACGAAUGCCGACAUCUUACAGAGUAUUUCACCUUCAAGACGGAGUGUAAAAUAAAGUAUUCAGAAGCGGUGUAUGAUGCAUGCAUGGAAUCCUUUGAUUGUCUCCCACUUGCGGCCCUCAUGAAUCAACAAUUCCUGUGUGUUCAUGGAGGCCUGUCGCCAGAAAUCCACACAUUAGAUGAUGUGAAAAAGCUUGACCGGUUCAAAGAACCUCCGGCGUUUGGUCCAAUGUGUGACCUCCUAUGGUCUGACCCCUUGGAAGAUUACGGUAACGAGAAAACCUCGGAGCACUUCAGUCACAACACAGUUAGAGGGUGCUCCUAUUUUUACAGUUAUCCAGCAACAUGUGAAUUUUUACAGAACAACAAUUUGCUGUCAAUCAUUAGAGCCCAUGAGGCGCAAGAUGCAGGGUAUCGUAUGUACAGAAAAAGUCAAGCCACAGGGUUCCCAUCACUUAUUACAAUAUUUUCUGCACCAAACUACUUAGAUGUUUACAACAACAAAGCUGCCGUGCUUAAAUAUGAGAAUAAUGUCAUGAACAUAAGACAGUUUAACUGCUCGCCACAUCCUUACUGGCUUCCAAACUUCAUGGACGUAUUUACUUGGAGUCUACCAUUUGUAGGCGAGAAGGUUACAGAAAUGCUUGUGAAUAUCCUCAGUAUAUGUACAGAUGAAGAGCUGGAGGAUGGCGAUGAGGAUGAGGAAAAGACUGAAGCACUCAAAAGGAAAGAGAUUAUCAGAAGCAAGAUCAGAGCAAUUGGCAAGAUGGCACGCGUCUUUACAGUGUUGAGGGAGGAGAGUGAGAGUAUCUUACAGCUCAAGGGUUUGACGCCUACUGGCCACCUCCCCGUUGGGCUGCUCUCCGGGGGCAAGCAGGAAGUGCAAGCUGCUCUCCAAGGCCAUGACCCGACCCACAAGAUAUCUGGCUUUGAAGAGGCUAAAGGACUGGAUAGAGUCAAUGAGCGCAUGCCACCCAGAAAGGACAUGCCUCGACCGAAAUAAAGGUGUCUGCGGCCACCAGUGAUGCAGAUAACCUGGGUACCAUCCAAAUGCUUUGAGGGCAGUGCGUAUAAGAGCCAUUCAAAUCAUGCAGUACUCUAGUCGGAUCCUCUUUUACUAUCAAAUUGGACGCAGAAGCUAGGGUUUUAUAGAUAUGUAGUUAUUAUUGUAAGUUAUGGAGAUGAAGCUGGUCUGUUGGGUGGUUCAGGCUUGCUGGUCGAGAUGCUUAUUAUCCCGAUAGGCAUCUUAUAUAAUUGCAGUGCAGUGCAGUGCUGCGCUAAGCUGGCGUUUGCACCAAGUGCGUCUGCUGUAGGAAUAUAAUCUAUUUAUAUAUGGUGCAUAAUGCCAGGAAGUGGCCAGGAACAGUCUUCACUUGAUCUCCUUGGUCACUUUCUGCUUGAAGCCUGCCACUGAAAUUUUGAAGCGACUAGUCCUGGGGUCUUUCUUUUGGUUUAUUUUUAUGUAGCUGUUACAAAAUCUCUCAAAUCACUGCAAAGUCUAGUAUGCUCCAAACUGCGAUAGCACUGCGGUAGCUAUGGUUAUUUAUCCUUUGAUUACUAACCCUGUCUAGCUAUGGUCAUUUAUCUUAUUGGAUUACUAACACUGCAGUAGCUAUGGUCAUUUAUCCUUUGAUUGCAAUCACUGACCUCACUACCUCUGUUAACCAUGAAAGAACUAUGUAAAGUACUAUAUAGUGCUUUAUAACUGCUUUGUUCCAUUUCGUUUAUUUUUAUUAUGGCAUCAAUGAGAAAACAAAUGGCGGAAAAUUAAUAUUGCAAAGAGGUGGAAUACAGACUUGUAGUCACUGUUCAAAUAUACGUUUUUCCAGUACUGUACAGUAUAUAUUAUAUACAGUAUAUAACUGUUAUGUAGCCAAUGUUUCUUUGGUGUACGCUUAACACGUAACUUAGUACCCCCCCCCCCCCCCCCUUCCUUGGUUAACUCCUGUUAGGAAGACAAAAAAAAACCAUUUUCUUCUACACCUAUCUGCGCAGACCUGUAUAUUUGAUUACCCUGUUACUAUAUUAUUGAAGAAUAUACUAGGACCAGUUCAUUGAUUAAACCUAGGUACAUUAUUUUAUCUGUAUGUUAACAUGAGGUAGAUACUUUUGUCCUUUCAGUCGCAAGUGACCCAAAUUUUUUUUUUCCUUUUCAUGAGAAAGUUCUAUACAGCUAAAAGCUUGAUCAGUUUAGAGUGGUUUUCAAAAACCCGUGAAAUACUUUUUAGUUUACUAAUACUAAUACUAAUACACUGUAAUGUCUUUGUUCUCUUUUGUUCUGGCUUGACUAUUACAUUUUAACAACUACAUUUUGUUGCACGGGAUUUUGAAAGCCACCCUAUAUUGUGGGGUGACUAUGAUCAGGUGACGCUGAUCACUUCUUGGAUUGAAAGGGUUUAAAAGUUUAACUGCCUCUUCCAGACUUUAUUACAGAACUCUUUGACUCUAAAAGAUGGUUUAUUUGUGCCGACUUUUCGGGUCGAUUUGUGUGCGUGUUUAGAACUCCGCAAAUGCUCUGGCCAAAAAUAGCCCGAAAAAUUGGUACAUGUGAGUUACCUUUAAUUUUUGUUCUGGUUCUUGUAGAAUAUCCCGUGAUCUGUACUUCGCUCGCUAGUUGUCUGUAGCUAGGCGAAUUUCUGAAGAAAACAAAAAUGUAAAUUGAUCAACAUUUCAUCUCAUGAAGAAAGUUCGAAUAUUUAUGAACCCUGUCCAAAAAAUGUCAGAAUUAUUAAUCUUAAAUUUCUUUUGGAAUCUAUUAAAAUCUAAUUAAACUGGUAAAA